Molecule: messenger RNA, 2615 nt
Organism: Oncorhynchus mykiss (rainbow trout)
Lineage: Eukaryota; Metazoa; Chordata; Actinopteri; Salmoniformes; Salmonidae
Product: gap junction alpha-9 protein-like
Biological process (GO): cell-cell signaling
Cellular component (GO): connexin complex
Molecular function (GO): gap junction channel activity
Source: RefSeq, a predicted model, not a curated record
CCUGGUAAAGAUGGGGGAUUGGAAUUUCCUAGGGGGGAUAUUGGAGGAGGUGCAUAUCCACUCCACUAUGGUGGGAAAAAUCUGGCUCACCAUUCUAUUCAUCUUCCGCAUGCUGGUGUUGGGUGUGGCGGCCGAGGACGUGUGGAACGAUGAGCAGGCCGACUUCAUCUGCAACACGGAGCAGCCCGGGUGCCGGAACGUCUGCUACGACCUGGCUUUCCCCAUCUCCCUCAUCCGCUUCUGGGUCCUUCAGGUCAUAUUUGUCUCAUCGCCCUCACUGGUGUACAUGGGCCAUGCUCUCUACCGCCUCCGAGCCCUGGAGAAGGAGCGGCAGAAAAAGAAGGUCCUGCUACGUCGCGAGCUAGAGCUGGUGGACGUGGACAUGGUGGCUGCUCGGAAAACGAUUGAGCGAGAGGUGAGGCAGCUGGAGCAAGGCAAGCUCAACAAGGCUCCGCUGUCGGGGUCCCUGCUGCGCACCUACGUGGCCCACAUCAUUACCCGCUCCGCCGUGGAGGUAGGCUUUAUAACGGGCCAGUACAUCCUCUAUGGCUUCCAGCUCUCCCCUCUCUUCAAGUGCGAGCGUGAGCCUUGUCCCAACGCGGUGGACUGCUUCGUUUCCCGGCCCACAGAGAAGAGUGUCUUCAUGGUCUUUAUGCAAUGCAUUGCUGUAGUCUCCCUCUUCCUAAACAUCUUGGAGAUCAUGCACCUGGGCUACAAGAAGGUCAAGAAGGGCAUCCUGGAUUACUAUCCACACCUGCAAGACGAGCUUGACGACUUCUACUCAAGCAAAACCAAGAAAGACUCCGUGGUGCAUCAGACAGGCAUUGCUUCCUCCGGCUGCAAUCCCACCAUGGCCUCCGCGCCCAGUGGCUACAACCUCCUACUGGAGCGGGCCCAGGAGGGUCACACCUACCCCCCCCUUAUCAACCCCUCUGCCUUCCUCCCUGUUCAGGGUGAACUGGCUGGUAAACGGAGCGUGGAAGAACUCAAAGAUGCUGCACAUAGCCCGACGGAGCACAACUCCAACUCCAAUAACACCAGCAGUGACAGCCGCUCACCGCCCUGCGACUCAGUGACCCCGCCAAAGCAGGAGGAGCCAGAGGAGUCUGCACACCUUCCCCCUCACAGCGAGGAAGAGAAGAGGGGGAGCCCAGACUCUCCCAGGCGCCCAAGGGAUGCAUCUCAUGCCUCCUCCUGCCCGACAUUGCUAGUAGGCGCCGGAAGGAAAACAUGGAGGGUCAACGCUCCCUCAAAUUGUUCCACAGUGGUGGAGGGCAAAAGCUCAGACACAGAUUCUUAUGGGGGUGCUAAGGCCAGUGGUGGGUACCAAGCCCGGACUGCGUCGAAAUCGGAACCCAAAAUGCGUCCCUCCACCCCAGACUCACUGGGGGACUCAAGUUCAGGGUCACAGCACAGUCCGAGAACACCCUCUUCCAAUCGCCGACCAUCAUCCACAAGCAACGCAAGUAGUAGGCGAGCUCCUACAGACUUACAAGUCUGAAUGCUAAGAGUAAAACCUUAUCCCUUGUCCCUCAGACAAAAAAAAUACUUUAUUUCAAACACAGGGAUCAGAAGAACAUGACAUGAGUUGUGACAUUGUGCGAACUGCUUCGGAGGGAAAUCUGUUGCAGUAGUCCAGCAAAAUGGAUAGAUGUGUUUUAUAAGAUGUCACCUCUGUUUCUGUUGAUCUCUAUGUGGUGGUUUAUUUUUGUAUUCACCAGCUUCAAAGCCUCCGUCAUGCUUUGUGAUGACGUAAGACACAGUAGAUCAAACAUUGGGUGUGGGGACUAGCUAUUGGGAAUAUUGACCUGCUUUUAAAUGUGUUGUGGCUAAGAGAGAAAAACACUGGAACAGUACAGAUCACACAGCAGUGACACCGUUAAUGCUUUCUGUAGGUUUCAGUUCAUUUUAAACACCAUUGUUUAGAGAGAAACCAUGAAAAUAUGUCCUCAUGGCAGCCAAAUUCAGAAUUUUGUUUCUCUAAUUGGUCUUUUGACCAAUCAGAUCAGCUCUGAAAAAUAUCUGAUAUGAAAAGAUCUGAUUGAUCAAAAGACCAAUUAGUGGAAAAAGAUCAGAAUUGGGCUGCCUGUCUAAACGCAGCCAAAGUAGCUUUUGACCACUGAAAAUAGAGUAUGUAGACUAAAUGAUGUAUAUGUACAUUGCAUGAAAGAAUGACCUAAUUUCAUAUUUAUAAAAGCAUAUAUCUUGGUUUUUAUUUUGCAUUAACUACUGUAUGUCCAUACUAUCAUCGUAAAACCAUGUAUGACGGUUACAAUGGCCCUCCACGUUCUUUUAGGCACAGCUUUUCUUUUAAGGGUUGUGGGGUAUUUCAGUUUCUUAUGCAUUUCAAGUAACGCCAGCAGAGCCUCUGUGUGCACACAGUACAAAAGUGAUAUCAUGAGGUAAGAUUUCUAUAUUGUAACAAAUAUGUGAACGUGAUUAAAAAGGAAAACACCCAUUACGUUAAUGUUUGUUUACUAGAUACAAAACAUUGGUGUACAGUAGGUUAAGUACACAAAGCAGAAAAGGGGGGUUUGCUUUUAUGAGGGGAGACAGUCAAAGGACAAAAGCUAUUAUAUUUCAAUAUAUCAAAUAUACAAAAAAAAAAGAAAAAA